This is a messenger RNA of Paraglomus brasilianum, 1184 nucleotides long. The record is from the annotation of a GenBank genome assembly. NCBI's taxonomy places the organism in Eukaryota, Fungi, Glomeromycota, Glomeromycetes, Paraglomerales, Paraglomeraceae.
AUGUUAUCUUUCUACACGAGUCUUUCGCGGAAAACACUUUCGCUUUCCUUGCCAUACUCCUCCCUCCCAACUUUAUGUACUCGUACCACACGAGGCCUAGAGACAUCCGCAAAGACGGUGCGGUUUACAGAAAAGCUCGCGAAUGGACCAAGUUUAAGUGAUUUCAUAAGCGACUCUCAGGAACAUACGCUUGAGGAUGCAAACGGGAUAAAAAAGACAGGUGGGAAUGGAAAAAAUGCAAGCAGCGAACAGAGUGGGAAAAAAAAUUAUCAACAUCUACCUGAAUGGCUAAAGACUAAAAUACCAAUUGGAUCAAACUACACGAGAAUAAAACAAGAUCUUCGCGGUCUUAAUCUUCAUACAGUGUGUGAGGAAGCUCGUUGUCCAAAUAUAGGCGAUUGUUGGGGCGGAGGCGAACACCAAACAGCCACCGCGACGAUAAUGCUUAUGGGUGAUGAGUGUACGCGAGGGUGUCGUUUCUGUUCAGUAAAGACGAGUCGGUUACCAAAACCACUGGAUCCAAAUGAACCAAGACACGUUGCCGAAGCUAUUUCCAAAUGGGGUCUGGAUUAUGUCGUGUUGACGUCUGUUGAUCGGGAUGACUUACAAGAUAGUGGCGCAGAGCAUUUUGCUACAACUGUAAGGAUAUUAAAACAAAGAUCUCCCCAAAUAUUAGUAGAAUGUCUGACUGGUGACUUUCGGGGAGAGUUAGAUUGUGUGGCAAACGUAGCUCUUUCCGGUCUUGAUGUAUAUGCACAUAACAUUGAAACUGUGGAAGCAUUAACACCAUUUGUUAGAGACAGAAGGGCAAGUUUUCGCCAGAGCUUGAAGGUGUUGGAACAUGCUAAGAAGGUUGAACCAGAUCUGAUAACCAAGUCCAAUAUUAUGCUUGGUGUUGGUGAAACGGAUGAGGAAGUCAUGCAUGCAUUGAAAGAAUUGCGAAAACAUAACGUUGAUUGUGUGACAAUAGGGCAAUAUGUUCGCCCAACAAGGCGAAAUAUGAAAGUACAUGAAUAUGUAUUACCAGAAAAGUUUGAUUAUUGGAGAAGCGUUGGAGACGAUCUUGGUUUUUUAUAUACAGCAUCUGGACCAUUAAUUAGGAGUAGUUAUAAAGCAGGAGAAUUUUUCAUAUCCAAUAUUCUGAAACAACGGCGAGAAAACAACAAUAAGAUAAAGGAUGGCAU